AUGGAAGGCCGUCUCGUCGACCUGAGCUGGGUCCGCAUCACAGUAUUGGACAAGAACGAUAGCCCGCCCUCUUUCCCAGCACCACUCCGCUUCCAAGUAUCAGAAGAACUACCCGCUGGCCAACCCGUAGCCACUCUGAAGGCUUCUGAUCCUGACACCAUUGGUUCAUUGGAGUACAGUUUGACUAAUGGGAGCGAGCAUUUCUCUUUGGACGCCACGACUGGAGUAUUGAAACUCAAGGAGACUUUGGACAGGGAACAACGGGAUGAGUAUCAGUUGGCUGUGAGGUGUAGCGAUGGAGUUCAGUAUACUGAUGCUGUUGUUACUAUUGAGGUGUCUCAAGUGGACAAGUUUCCUAAAACUGCAUCAAGGAAUGGUAAAAGAUGUGUUUUAGAAAUGGAGGAGGACGUGCCCCAGCAUACGUUCCCUCUUCCUUCAGAACGAAAUAUUCACGCGGUAGUCAGAGGCAUACCCGCAAUGUUUUCCGAACAGGAGAUCAAAGGGGAAUUAGAACAGAGGGGAUAUACUCCUCUCCACAUUAUCCGACUCAAACGCAGUGGCGGCGCACCCAUGCCUUUGGUGGUCGUGAUACUGCCCAAGAUUGAAAAGUCCCAGCAGCUGUUCAAUGAACAUGAGCUGCUGGGUCUAGCAAUCAGAGUUGAAGUUCAAAAGAACUCUAGACUUAUUGGGCAGUGUCACCGCUGCCAAAGAUAUGGUCAUGCGCAGUCUUACUGCAUAGCACCUCCCAAAUGUUUAAAUGUCCUGGACACCAAUGACAAUCCACCAGCCUUUCUGGAACCAGCCUACUCUUUUGACAUCCCGAAAAUGCUGUACGCGGUCACCGUGUGGGAAAAGUGCAGGCUGUGGAUCCAGAUCUAG
Acanthoscelides obtectus is the source of this 879-nucleotide messenger RNA. Lineage: Eukaryota; Metazoa; Arthropoda; Insecta; Coleoptera; Chrysomelidae. The record is from the annotation of a GenBank genome assembly.